GUGGUAUAGUGUUGUGACGAUUAAACAUUACAAUUGUUAUGAACUAAUGAUUUGUGGUAUUUUGAAUGUAGUGUAUUAAUUUGUGUUUGAAACUCAAUUAUUUUUAUAAUAUUGAGUAAAAUCAUAGUGUCUUUAUACCUGAUGGAUUGUUGUUUUAGUGUAUACACGUGUGAUCAAUACAACAAUAAUUAUUAUUAUCGUGCACGAUUCGUCGCUAAUGAGGAUUUCACGUAAAAUGAAGCGUCCGUAAAGGAGAACCGCAAUAUAGAGUCACAAAUAUCAGCCAAGAUGGAGGAACGGGACAAGGAUGAGGGGCCCGGCGUGCCCGACAUGACCAUGAUGCCACAGAUAACAGAACACGCCAUCAACGACAACCUCAAGCGGCGGUACAUCCACGACCUCAUAUACACCUACACAGGAUCAAUUUUAGUAGCAGUGAAUCCAUACAAAGAAUUAGGAUGUUACAACAUGGAGGAUAUGCAAAACUAUCGCGGCCGAGCCUUUGGGAGCCUGCCGCCGCAUGUUUUCGCCCUAGCCGAGUCGGCUUACAGUUCCUUGCAGAAUGGCGAAAAGAAUCAAUCUGUGGUGAUAUCUGGUGAGAGUGGUGCUGGAAAGACUGAGACCACCAAGCUGAUUCUGCAAUACCUCUGCGCCGCUGGUGGCCAAGCGUCUUGGGCAGAACAGCAGAUCCUUGAAGCCAAUACUGUUUUAGAAGCUUUUGGUAAUGCGAAGACCGUGCGUAAUGACAACUCUUCUCGUUUUGGAAAGUUCGUAGAAGUGAGAUUGGACCAUCGGGGUGGUAUCCGAGGCGCAGUGCUGCGAGACUUUCUGUUGGAACGCGCGAGGAUAACAGGCCCUGCCCCUAGAGAGACAAAUUACCACGUAUUCUAUCAGCUAGUUGAAGGCGCUAAGCAUAAUGCCGAACUUCGUACCACAUUGCGGCUUCGGGAUGGUGUUCACUUCAAGUACCUGAACCCAGAAGACGAGGAAGCUCGCAAAGGCAGGGGUGGUGAACAGGGCAAGCUAGAAGCACUGCAACUAGCGUUAACAGUAUUACAAGUUCCCUUACAUAUGUGUGAGGGACUCUUUAAGGUUCUUGCUGCGGUACUGUGGCUUGGGAACAUACAGUUUCAGGAUGUAGAUGGUGAACGGACAACAUUAGCACCGGAAGAUGCAGAAGCCGUAGAUGCUGUGGCAAAUUUGUUGGGACUCGCUCCGCUUACCGCCCAACGUGUUCUGCUAGAAAGACAAAUCAAUGUUAGAGGGAAUGUGACUGAUAUACCGCUGAGAUUGCCAGAGGCUAGAGAAAAUCGCCAUGCUAUGGCCCGGGCACUUUACGCCCGCACGUUUGCAUGGCUUGUCAGACACGUAAACAGCUGUUCAGCGCCAGGAAGGGAAGCAAGACGCGCUCUCGGAGUACUAGAUAUAUUUGGCUUUGAAAACUUUGCCGUGAACUCUCUAGAACAACUUUGCAUCAACUACGCUAACGAGAAACUCCAUAUGUUCUUCAAUAACUACGUUUUUGCUCUUGAACAGGAAAUUUAUCGCCAGGAAGGUAUCAAAUACCAUCAGAUACAAUUCACGGAUAACGCUGCAUGUUUAGAACUUUUGGAAAAACCACCGAGAAGCUUGCUCAAGUUACUUAGCGAACAGUGUCAUAUGCCAAAGGGAUCAGACAACGCCUACCUCACGAACAUCCAAGGCGAAUUCGGCGAACACCAAAGUUUCGUUAAAGGAUCCCGAAGGAAAUGGGAAGAAGAAUUCGGGGUGCAACACUACGCGGGUACUGUCACAUAUAGCGCGCAGGGAUUCGUCGAUAAGAACCGUGACACCCAGCAGGAUGCGUUUAUCGACCACCUCAGCAGAUCUGCGAACCCUUUUGUGAGGGAACUAGCUGACUAUGUGCAGGAUUUAGCGCCACCUGGACACGACACUUCUUUGUCAAGUCCCGGUUCAACGAGCACAACUCAAAGGGGAACAUCUAAAGGAAGGCCUACAGUAGUCGAUACUUUCAGAGCACAAUUGCAGUCGUUAGUUGACAUGCUGCAAGUCACUGAUGUGUGGUAUGUCCGCUGCAUUAAACCAAAUGAGAACAAAGUAGCCGGUAAAUACAACGACCAACUGGUUCUGGAACAACUCAGAUAUCUUGGAAUGAACGAAAUAGUUCGUAUCAGACGCGACGGUUUCCCCGUUCAUUUGCCAGCACCGAUGUUUCAAACUAGAUAUAGAUGUUUGCUGCCACAUCCUCGGCCUACCAACCCUGAUAUAGCAUAUAUAAUGGGAUUGGUGAAUGCGCCAACUAGUGAUUGGCAAAUAGGGCACACGAAGAUAUUCAUGAGAAGCUCAGUACACGGACCGCUCGAAGCUAAGAGAACAGCUCUACUGCAAUCAUCAGCGUUGCUGCUGCAAAAGUGGUAUAAGGGCUCAACAAAACGUCGCCAAUAUUUGCAAUGGCGCCGAGCGGCUAUAGUACUACAAGCUGCUUGGCGAGGAUGGUUCGACCGUGCGGCUUUCCUACGACUGCGCAGGGCUGCUCUAACACUCCAGAGGCAUUUACGAGGGGCUUUCGCGAGAGAAGUAGCUGCAGCCUUGAGGGAAAUGAAGAGAGUGAACCAGGAGAUCAAACUAAGAGAAGAGCGAAACAGCCUUGCAGAAAAAGCAGAGCAAGAGCGGGCGGAAUUGGAAAACAUGGCGGAUCAACUCCGAGGCAUUUCGUGUUCGGGCGCGAGAGCAGAGUCUGUCAAUCUGGACAAUCUGUUUGAUUUCCUAGCGGAUGUGCCCGCACAACGUGGAGCGCCCGACGGACAAUCACACCAACCUACUAUCGCGGAGAUUGGCGACUCUAUGGAACGACUUGCAGACGAUCUGCACCACGAGCUUGAAAACGUGCUAGCUGAAGAAAUAGAUGAGCUAAGCAAAGCGGACACUGAAUUCCAACGCAAACCCGAUGGUGCGCCAUCCGACGCAAUACCGCCGCCACCGCCCUCAACCCUUGCAUUACAAUCCAUUCUCCAACCCGCUACACCAGUUGGUUCUAUGACAUUAUCUAUGACAAACGGUGUUACGUCCAAUGGCGUGUCGCCCUCGGAUGUCAUGACGUCUUCGCUGACUAAUGGCGAUCUGAUGUCGUCAUCACUUGUGAUGCCUCCACCACCCAUAAUGGACCCGACAGUAGAAGAUUCUCCUAUAUUCCCACCUCCUCCGCCUUGCUCUUUGCCAGAACCAGCCGGACCACCGCCGCCCCCGCCUCCUAUCAAAGAUGCCACACCACCCGACCUUACAAACGGUAUAAUACCAAACGGAAAGGUGGCUGUAAUAAAAGACAAGGAGCCGAUAUACGAAUCGGUAAUUCCUCGACCAAACGGCGAACCUCUUCUGACGUCUCCGCCGCCACCACCGCCGUAUCCACCAGAGACUAACGGAUUUUUAUCGAAUAACGAAGAAGUGGAACCUGAAGCUCCCCUGCCGCCGUUGCCAAGCAACGUGACGUCACCCGUAAACCCCGAUGCGAUAUCGCCGAUUGGAAUGGAUUCUUGUAUCAGUCCACCUCCUACAAUGAAUGGUGAUCCUAAUAACUCAGAACGUAGCGCUCGCCGAAAAGAAAGAGUCGAACGCAGGCUUCACCAAUUAGAAACUCCAGCUCAGAAUACAGACGCUCCUGCAGAUUCUACAACUGAUCUCACUGAGUUUGCUAAACUGUACUUCAACGACCACCCACGGUCGCCCGAAGGUACAAUAAUGGCGACGCUUACACGGAAGAGCAAGUCAAUGGAGCUACUAACGAAGGAGGAAAUGAUAACAUACCAUAAAGGCAACAACAUACCCACCUCGCACAUACAUCUGCACGAUCCCGAUAGCGUAACCGCUGCUGUAAAUAUAUUUAGGGAUUUGUGUAGAUACAUGCGAGGUGAACUCACUGCAGAAAAGGAAACUCAGGUCAUUCAGUCGAUCAUAGGGAAGGGGUUAGAAAGGGAAGAGCUGCGGGACGAGAUAUUGGUACAAUGUGUCCGACAAAUAACAGAAUGUCCCGUUGAGGACUGGGCCGAGCGUGUAUGGCUCAUUCUCUGUCUUUGCGCGGUAGCCUGGCAACCCAGUCGCGGCUUAGCUCGAUAUUACUGUACCUGGUUACGCGCAAGAGCCCGGCCCGUAACCUCACCUGCGUCAACUGGGUCUGUGACGUCAGUGGCGUCUGUCACAAGCAGUGCCAGAGCUGCCCAUUGUGCCCAAUGGUGUUUGGAUAACUGCAGAGGAGCUACGCCGAGGCAGCUGCCACCCAGUACUGUGGAAAUUGCGGCUAUGCGUCGCCUAGGUACCAUCGUAUGCAGAUUCUUCUUCCUCGAUGGUCGCACUAAAGCUAUAGAUGUGCAUCCCGCGGACACAGCUGCUGCUGCCGCGGCCAGACUGGCUGACAAACUGGGCCUGGCUCCACAGGCUAGGGCUGGCUGGGCCGUGUACCAACAAAGGGCGGGCACUGAAGAGCAUGUCCGGGCAACGCAGUAUCUCUACGACGUUAUUGCUGCUUGGGAAAUGCAACAAGGACCUGGAGGUGGUUCGGCGGACAACCGUUUCGUAUUCAAGCGGAGACUGUUCAGAGGUGGAAGGGAAUUGCCUCAUGAUCCAGUUGAAGUUGCAUUACUCUACGCUCAGGCCGUUCAUAGCGUAGUUAAGAUGGACGAGUUCCCAGUGUCAGAAAAAGUGGCACUCCAAUUAGCUGGGUUACAAGCACAAGUGUCGCUGGGUGAACCGCCACCGAGUCCGCCUCCGCCUCAUACACGUGCUUACUACUCCCAUCCUGAUCAGUUCCUGCCUCCGAGAGUUGCGAAACAACGUGCCGCGCACCAAUGGGCAACUAUUCUAGCGCAAGCGCAUCGGCAAUACGGAGCGGGGCGAGCAGAACUUACCGCCAAGGCUCUAUACCUGUCUUGCGUUAUGCAGUAUCCGCUCUACGGAGUCACUCUAUUCCCUGUAACGUAUAAAGGAUAUUGGGCACAUGGUCCAAAUGUACUCCUAGGAGUGGGUGCAGAAGGUGUAGUGUUAGUUCGACCUGCAGACAAAGUGGUCCUAGCAGAAUACCCGUACAGUAACAUUGCUGCUAUAUUGAUGGACCCGGUGGAUAAUGGCCUGACACUUAGUCUGACUCAUCACGGCCAGCAUGAUGGACUAAGAUGCAUUGUACUAGAAUGUUCCCAAAAAGCUGAGGCGGCGUGGUUAAUGGCGGCAUACAGCCCCGCUUUAGGUGGCAGCCUUACCGAAGAAGCGCCUCGACGGGCCGCGCCAGCUGCUGAAAGGACUAGGCUUGCCAAUGCGUUGCGAGCUGCGAGACGCGCCCUUAUAGACUCCGCAUUACUAAGAAGGCCACAGGAUCUAUCAGCGGGCGGGUUCCUUAGAAACACGCUGAGAAGGCUCAGCAAACAUCGUCUCGAGCGCGUCCGAUUGGAUAUAACAGCGGAGACGCAGGGCGAAUGCUACAAGGGCUUCCCGUCUGGAUAUUGGUGCUGGGCGCGUAGUCUCCCGCACAGCCUCACUAAAUUGAACGAGGCCGAAGAAGUCGCUGCCAUGCAGAUAUUCAAGGAUAUAAUGAGUCACGCGGGAUUGAGCAGCAAUGAGGGUAGUACAACAAAUCUGGCUAACAACAACAGCGUUAGUAGCCAUGAGAGUGACAGUGAUGACCGUGUUGCGCUCGCGCAAGCAUUGUUGCAACGCUGCUUGCAAAAGGACACGUUACUUUGCGAGCUCUAUGCGCAACUCAUCAAGCAGACGACUGAACACCCAGAUCCAAGCUCUCGCGUAUCGGCGCGCCACUGGGCGUUGUUAUGUGCGGCAGUGGGUGCCGCAUUGCCACCUGCAAAGCCUUUGCGCCGCCUGCUACUGGCUCAUUUGCGGUACCGUGCUGCAGCGCUGCAAUCCGCUGAAGAGGGCAAGUUCGCGAGACGAGCGGAACAGGUGGCCUUAAGUAUAGCUCAAGUACCACGGCGACUGGCUGCACCUUCAAAGGAGGAACUUCUAUGUGCCGCGGCCCGUAGACCGAUGCAUGUACGCGUGUUAUUGCUUGACGGCAAACAACAUGGACUGGUGUUUGGGCCAGCCGCAACUGCUGACCAUCUAGUCGCCAUGUUAAGGGAUAAAAUUGGUCUCAAUGAUGCCGCUACUGGUUACGCGUUAUACGAAGUGUGCGCAAAUUCAAGCCCUGCGGGUGCGGGCGAACGAGCACUAGGUGGCUCUGAACGUGUGGGAGACGUGCUUGCCCGGUGGGAGAAGGCCGGGGCUACGGCUGCUGCUUGCAGGCUCGUGUUCAAAAAACGUCUUUUCCUUGGAGAAAGACCGCUUCAUACAGCGUGUGUGGCGGAAAUGGAACUGUUGUACUAUCAAGUUCUACACGCUGUGCGCCAUGACAGGCUGCCGAUCGAAACUGAUGAGGCGGUAAUGCUGGCAGCGUUACACGCCCAAGUAGUGAAAGGCGACUGUCUGGGCGGAGGCGAGGAAUGUUCCGCGGCUGCAGGGGCAGUCCUGCCAGCGAGAUUGGCCAAUCCUGCACUGCCCGCGCCUGCGGUGCGACUACACCAUCUCGCAUUACGCGGAACCGAACCGCACGCAGCAAUGCAACGAGCGCUCACACUCGCAUCGUCGUGGCCUCUCACGCGAGCCACUAUCUUCGAUGUUAUGCAAUCGUUUACGUCGAACUGGCCACGAGCUUUGUGGCUGGCAGUGGACGCGCGUGGACUCACGUUGCUACGCCGCGGCGCGAGAGCAGCCCUGGUUUCCCACGACCAUGACCAGUUGCUAGCUGUCUCUCCGGCCCCGCGGGCGUUGCUGCUUGUAACCAGAGCUGAUCGCAAACACGCUAAACUAGUGCUCUCUACUGAUCAGGCGUACCAGAUCGCGACGCUGAUCAAGGACUACAUCGAGGCGGUGCGCGGGCCCGUGUUCCCCGCAGUCCCGCAGCCCGCGCGCCCCGCGCACCCCGCGUCCUGACACCCGCCCGCCUAGUGCCAGUGCUUCCACGUCGCGCACGCGCACUAGUCGCGUCAGCGCACUAGUCGCACACGCAACACCCACGCGGUAAUGUGAGUGUAUAGGCGGGAAUGCUGCACGAAAUCCGACGACUAAUGACUAACCGCCGAAUAAUGUUACAUUAAUCGUUUAACGAGCUGGUCACGAGACACGCGACGCGACCGGCGAAGCGUCUAACCAUAUAAAUACAGAUUUUGUGGCGCGAUUUGUCCCGUGGCCAGCACGUUGGGCUAACUCGAAUAUAAGGUGACAGUUUUUAUGAUCUGUGACAUAGUAUGUAUAAUUUGUUACCUCGUGGUUUAGGCUGCUCUAAAUUAUGCAGUCAAAUUGAGCAGUCAAUGCAUGUCCACUAAAAGUUAUAACCGAUCGAUGAGGUUCUAACGGAUUCCGUCUGGAAACGAUCACAAUCCUAAUAAGUUUAGAUCAGUCCAGUGAAAAUCGAUCAUUAAUAAAUAUUACGCCUGCACAAAAAUACCUCAAAACCUGUUUAGGUAUACUUAUCACCUUAAAACUUUUGAUGCUAUCGGUAUUCGAAACGGAACUAUUAACAUUUAUAUUAUACAGCUUAAACUUAAAUGUAAGUAAUAUUUAACAUUAUUUAUUAUUCAUGUUUUAUAUUAGGCACUGGUGUUCAUUUUCAUAGGAUUUGAAUUCAACAAGAAUUUACGGUCAUUUCUAUUAAAAAUAAUAAAAAUAUCAAUACACGUAUAUUUUUUGAAGUCGCUCGGAUUUCGUAAGCAGCAUUGGGUAGUCAUUGAAUAUAGAAGUAAAUGUUGAUAUGAUAAUAUUUAUUAUGAUAUAUUAUGUAAAUUAUAUUAUAAAAAUGUAAUAUACAGGCGCGUAAGUUGAGGAAGGAUCAUAGUGGCGGUGUAAAACUUACUGUGCAAGCUAUGGCAAUACUUGGGCAGACCCAAAUACCAGUUUAAGUAACGGAAGACUCCGAACUAAGUCUAGUCUCAACUUACGGACUGACAACUGUACUAUUAUAACAGUUCAAAAUAUCAAUUAAAUGUGGCGUCUAUGAAUUAGUUAGCGAAAUCUCGAUGUUUAUAAAUCAGUCUACAUUUACUUCGGAAUGCAAAACAGUGAACAGUUUCCAAGUGGGGUUGGUCAAUAGUGUGGAUGGACGAUUUUCAGUUGCCAAGAGACGGGGAAGCAUAAAAAACAAUAGAAUAUUUUUGGUAGACUCAAAGUAAUCACAUAGCUCAGCAGUUUAAUCAAUAGAGGUAAUUUAUAUUCCGGUGUUGUAUGUCACAGGGCCUGUUUCACACUUUGUGCUCAAGUGAAUUGUCGAUGGUUUAAUUUAUUUUUAUUUAUACUAAACAGCUUCUGAAGCAAUUGUGCUUCCCAAAUACCGACUUCCGAUUCGGUAUUAACUUUUUCAUAUUAAGAAAGAGUCUUAAAAGUAAAAUAGGUAACUAUAAUUAAUCAUGUACUAAAAUAAUAAUAAUAAUAAGUAAAAUAAUAUCCUAGCAAUGCUAAGACUAUAGAACGAUUUUAAAGCAAUUACGUUAAAUUAGGAAAAUCCUGAAUAAGUUUUCCCUAAUUUCUUUUUAUUUAAUUUUUUUUCUACACGACCUAGAGAAUUUUACUAACUAAAAUUAACAGCACAAAGUGGCAAAACGGGCCCCCAAUAAAAUAUGUCAGUAUUAAUAAUAUAAACUAUAAUACGUGUUACAUGAGAAAUUCAUCACUAUAGUGUUAAAAGUGUUAAAAUUGUUAAGAUGUUUUUGAUGAUAGAUAGCGAUUGUAAUUCAAUCUUUUUCCCCUCUUAUUCGAUGGUUAACAAUUAAGGAGUCCUAUUCAAGCGGCAUUUUAACGUACGAAGUUACAAAUUCCACCUUAAAUAUAUGUGUUUAAGGUUUAUAAUCGAUAAAUAUCGUCGUAAUCGGAUUUCUCAAUUAUUAUAGAUUUUUACGAAUGAGAUUAGUAAGUGUUAAAAUGCCGCAGAACUUAUUUAGCACUAAGCCGACCCACUCUUAAUUCUAGACCUCUCCCUACACAAUAUUAUAAUUGUUUAGAAAUCCUAUAACAAAAUAGACUUUAUCCUGAUAGCUAUAAGAUAUUCAUAUCAACCUUAAGAAUUCCUAAUCUGUUAUUUCCUUCGCUUCGAAUCUUCCUGUACUGUUGAGUACGUAGCAGAGUAUAUACUUGUUUUGAAAUGUUUGCAGUGUCGUAUGUUUAUCCUAAAGUCUUGAUUUGUGCCUUGUAAGGCGGCGAUUGCGUUGCUGACGAAACUGAGCCUUGUCGUACGAAUUUGAACCUUACGAGCUGAUUAAAAGUUAUUCUUAAUUUCCACCUUUAUCUUCCGCAAUUUUUUUUUUUUUCCAUUGUAAUCCUACACCAGGAAUGAAAUGUGGAAAAUCAAUUAUUCUGAAUUCCUUUCUUUAUUUUCUUCAACCUUCUUUAUUCCAUACAAAAAAUCUUUAGUUCAGAAAGUAACAAAAUUUUUUAAUUAUGUAGAACACUUUUUUGCUUUUCCGCUUUGGAUAUGAUAGAAAGCCUAGCGGGCUAUGUGCAUAAGAACCUCCAACAUAAUUACCUUUUAUAGCAAAGCUUUGCGCUAAGUCCUGCAAGAGGAAAUUUAGGGAAGCGAGUUUUAAAAAUAAUGCGGGUUCCACACUCAUGCCUCUUACUAAGCAUUUUCGCCCGGUGAAACGAAACCUUAUGCCAACGUCCAUUAGGUCGCUGAAUCUAAUCACGUAUAUUCAUAUUACAAAAUGUCAAAAAUAAUAAAAAAUUAAAGAUUUGCAAUCGUCAAUAAUAAGAAUAAAAUAAUAAUCCUCAUAAAUAAAAGUAAUUAUAUUAUCAAGACAAUCUUUUAACAUCAUGUUAAAAUCAGAAUACUUACGAAACGAGAGUUAACGACCAUGAGUAAGGUUGCCGGCAUGCCGUAAUAUAACAUUUUAUUAGGACAAAGUUAAGACUGUUGAAACCACGGAGACUAAAUGUACUCGUUACGCUAAUGGUUGUAGAUAUAACUUCCCUGUCGGGUCGAAAUACAUAUUUUCCGUUAGUUAAAUAAUAUCGUAAGAAUCCAGGCCAGUUAGUCGGCAUACGUCAUCGCCCGCGUGUAUUCAGUGAGCCGAUUGUGCAAAUUAUUGUGACUAAAAAAAAUUAAAUGACUGUUCCAAAUAUAUCUUCUAAGCAUAUUAUUAUGUUGUAUUGCACAAUGUUAUGUCUCAAUAUUUUAUAACAAAAUACAUAUACGAUAAUUAUGUAGAUUUUACUGUAGUGAAGCAUUUUAUGCUUGGAAGUUAUGCUAAAAUAAAUAUUAAUUCUAUACAUAUAGAUAUCUUUAAAGUUUAGGCCUAUUCGGUGCUUAGGUAAUAAAUAAUCAUUGCUUAGUUUGUGUUUCUGAUCUCAUAUUGAGUAUUAUUUAUUUAGAUGCCAUAUUUCGUUAAGCACAAGCAAUAUUUGAUUAGGGUUUUUUUUUUAUUUAUUUUAUUUCUUAAUUGUGGUACUUUUGUAUAUAAUUGACAAACCAAAGACAAUGAAUCAUCCCUUUGGGUAUUUUUUAAUGAUUGACAAAUUUCGAAUAAAUUAAGUUAAUUCUUGUAUUAAUUGUACUCGAAUAUAUUAUAGUGUAUAUAUUUUUCGUCUUAUUUUAACAUUUUAAAAUAAUUAUAAAAGGAAUUUAAUAUGUAUUGGUUUGGACAUAACCUAAUGUAAAAUGUAUGAAACAUAACGCAAAAACUUUAUUUAACAACAAUACUUAAAUCGUUAUGAAAUAAUGCUCUGGGAACAAAUAUUUUGACAUAUUUUCAAAUAUAAUAAAUUAAUCUCCAUUCAUCAGAGAAAUACGAUCUACAUGAAAUUAAUUUGUUGAAAUUGUAUUAAUUCGUAAAAUUCAUAUUACUUAGCAUAGUUAGUAUUCUUUGCAUUAUCACGUGUCUUUUAAAGAGUUUCGAAAAAAAUUUUUUCCUGUACGUACGUUAUAUAUAUAUAUUUGCACAUUUUUGCGUCAAAUUUUUUGUAUGUGUUAGUUAUAUCCACUGACGCACACUACUCAAGACGUACAGAUCAGUGGAUAUUUCUUUACUAAGAGUGCACAAUUUAUUCAAUUUUGAAGUUCAUUUUACUAGCACCGUAGCACCAAACUUGUGAUUGUUGUAAUCCUAAAACAGGCAUAGCUUGUCAGGAACUGCCACCGCGCGUUUGUGCAACGCAUCGAGGUAUUAUAUACUAGUAAAAUUUGCCAGCCCUUUAGUCCCUAUAGGCACAGUUACAUCGUGCAACAAUUUCGUAAUUUUUAAUAAUUACGGCAUUCACUUUAAAAUACUCCCCCACAUCGAAUGCGACCAAUAAAAAUGCACUUCAAUAAUUAUUAUGAAAAAUAUUUUGAAAUAGUGGCGUGCACAUCAUACAUGUACAAAAGCACUGCCUACUACUAAUAUUCUUAUACCAACUCGAAUAGGAGGAUGAUUUUUUGCCAUAUAUGCAAUUUUCCUGCUGUAUGCAUACCGUGGUAAGAGACCGUACGUACCGCAGUUGACCCAAUCGAAUACUUCCUCCAAGUAUUGCAUUGAUAAACUAUCAAAUUUUGGAGCUACGGGAGGAUCAGCACUACAUUCUAAGAAAUAACAGUAAGUUUCGCUUUAUUUAAGACUUAAGAUUGUAUCGUUAUUGUAACCAACACUGUACAAGUCCAGUACACAGUCAACGGUCACAAACAAACUGCCCAAAUAGACUGAAGUGUCCA
Pararge aegeria (speckled wood butterfly) is the source of this 11713-nucleotide messenger RNA. RefSeq names its product myosin-I heavy chain (gene Myo81F). Gene Ontology annotation, cellular component: cytoskeleton; myosin complex. The record is from RefSeq and is a predicted model, not a curated record. Bases 289 to 6972 code for a protein of 2227 amino acids. Gene Ontology annotation, molecular function: ATP binding; protein binding; cytoskeletal motor activity. The transcript is spliced from 39 exons. NCBI's taxonomy places the organism in Eukaryota, Metazoa, Arthropoda, Insecta, Lepidoptera, Nymphalidae.